AUGGGAAAACCAAAAAAUCAACCUCGUAUCAAAGUAAAUGUGCAACCAGCUAGCAGCAGUCGAGCCGCUGAAAUUAUUGCAACAGGUGGAUCUCAGGUUCCCAUCGUGAAUUUGGGAGGUUUCGCUCAAUUUUUGGGUGGAUAUACUUUUUCAACUGAUACUUCAGCCGAUAAAAUGGCCGAUGUCAACUUGGAUCCAACUUUAAGUGAAGGUCAUUUAGAUGUUUUUAGCUCAACAUAUUUAAUGAAAAUAUUUAAUAAAGAAAUCUCCGUUUGUGGCGAUUUAUGGGACUCUUUAUUAGUAUUCACUAAGAGUUUUCCUGAGUCCUGGCUACUGGCCAGUAAAAAGAAGCCAAUGCUUCCGAAUUGUAUAAUUUCUUUCGAUUGGCGUAUAAUGGAUCAGUAUCUAUCUCAUACCCCGAGUAUUUUGAUUUUAGUUAGCCUUCUUCCACAAGAGCUUAUAAAUACCGAUCCAAAGUUUUAUGAUGAAUUCCUUUCAAAUUUUUGGAAAGGCUUAUCAACUACGACAAUCGACCGUUCCAAUUUUGAUAUAGAUUUCUUAAAACUCAAACCAGACUAG
Scutellospora calospora is the source of this 579-nucleotide messenger RNA. NCBI's taxonomy places the organism in Eukaryota, Fungi, Glomeromycota, Glomeromycetes, Diversisporales, Gigasporaceae. The record is from the annotation of a GenBank genome assembly.